Molecule: messenger RNA, 1335 nt
Organism: Dentiscutata erythropus
Lineage: Eukaryota; Fungi; Glomeromycota; Glomeromycetes; Diversisporales; Gigasporaceae
Source: the annotation of a GenBank genome assembly
AUGUCUUUACGUCAAAAAAAAUCAGUAAAUACCGAGUUUAAAGAAUCUAAUAAUGAGCUCACACCAAAUUUAAAAGCACAAACAGGAAAAACUUGGGGUCGUGAUAGAGAUAUUUCCUACAUUACCGUAUUAUUUUCUACACUUAUUCUUACUUGUUGUCCUUUAUUGGUGUUUGUUUUUUGGGUGAGCUGUACCCAUUAUCAAUGUUCACUAUAUGAACCUAUCUAUCGUCUCCAAAUAAGUGGAUUUUCCGAACAAGCUUUUGAUUCCGUAGUAUUACAAAAACUUCCUCAAUUUACAUGGGAGGGAAUAAAAAUAUAUGCACUAUGGUUAAGCUUUCAGGCAAUUCUAUACGCAAUAUUACCAGCAAAAAUCGGAUACGGUCAAAGAACGCCAGCAGGACAUAUUUUACCUUAUAAAGUAAAUGGAUUACUAGCUUGGUUUAUUACUCAUAUUCUAUUCCUUGCGGGAUCAUUCUACUUCAAUUGGUGGGAAGGGUCUAUAAUCCAUGAUAAUUGGGGAGCUCUUCUCAUUGCCGCCAAUAUUUAUGGAUAUUUUCUUACAUUCUUUGUAUUUGCAAAAGCAUAUAUCAUGCCUUCGCAUCCAGAAGAUCGUAAAUUUUCAGGAAGUUUCAUUUAUGAUUUAUUAAUGGGUAUUGAAAUGAAUCCACGUUUUGGAAAAUAUUGGGAUUUUAAAUUAUUUCAUAAUGGAAGACCUGGAAUUAUUGCUUGGACUUUAAUAAAUUUAUCAUUCGCCGCAGCUCAAUAUAAUAAAAUCGGAUAUGUAACAAAUUCCAUGAUUUUGUUAAACUUUUUGCAUGCCGUUUAUGUGCUAGACUUUUUUUAUAAUGAAGAUUGGUAUCUAAGAACAAUUGAUAUUGCGCACGAUCAUUUUGGAUUCUAUUUGGCAUGGGGUGAUACUGUUUGGCUUCCUUGGAUGUAUACUGUCCAGUCUCAUUACUUGGUUCGCAACACUAUUGAUCUAUCUACUCCUUAUUUUCUACUUGUGCUCUCAAUUGGAUUGUCAGGAUAUUAUAUUUUUCGAGCAGUCAAUCACCAAAAAGAUAUUGUUCGUCGAAAGAAUGGUGACUGUAUUAUAUGGGGAAAGCCUGCACAAUUUAUUAGAACACAUUUUGUUACAAGUGAUGGAAAAGAACAUAAUACUUGUGGGUUUGAUCAUUUGUUACCAUAUUUUUAUAUCAUUUAUAUGUUCAUACUUUUAAUUCAUCGUAUUUACCGGGAUGACGCACGAUGUCGAGGAAAGUACGGAAAGUAUUGGGAUAAUUAUUGUCAAGUCGUCAAAUGGAAAUUACUUCCAGAUAAUUAUUAUUUAUAG